Molecule: messenger RNA, 4842 nt
Organism: Cryptococcus amylolentus CBS 6039
Lineage: Eukaryota; Fungi; Basidiomycota; Tremellomycetes; Tremellales; Cryptococcaceae
Exons: 5
Coding region: 1-4788 (1595 amino acids)
Source: RefSeq, a predicted model, not a curated record
AUGCCGCAUCCCCCCGGCCCAUUCGACAUCUUUCCCCCCACAGACGUCCACCACUGGCUCACAGACCUCCAGCUCAGGAUAAAAAACGGCAUCAACCCCCCAGACUCUCCAGGCCCAUCCCGCUCUCCCUCCCCGCUCCUCAAUGGGCACAUCGACGCUUUUCAAGAUGAUGGCGUAAAUCAACAAGAACAAGACAAGGACAGUGAGGCUGAUAGUGAGAGUGAAAGCGAUGGCAGUGGCGAGGAAGAAGAGGAGCUGGACGAUAUAAAUCACCAGCCGCAGAACACGCUCGCUGCGACGAAUUAUCUCGAGGUCUCUUCCGACGACGAAGACGAAGACGAGCUUCAAGAUGAUGAUGGGCAAUAUGAAGAAGAGGGUGACUAUUACGAAGACGACCGCGAAGCCAACGUCGCGUACGAUGAGCAGGAUGAGCUCUACGACGACGACCCGCGCUACGGUGUCGAGCCCGAAGAGGACCACCAAGCGUACGUUGGUUCUGAUGGCGACGUUUACGCGGAUGAGUAUGGGACCGAUGAAAGUGAAGACGAAAAUGAGGAAGAGGAGGAGGAGGAAGAGGAUGGACAAGAAAAUGAGCCUUCAGAAGAAGGGAACGAGUCGGACGAUUCGGACGGUAUCGAAUACGUUGGUCAAUCCCAAUCCCCCUUGCCGGCCCCUUCACCAACACUCAAUCCUCUCGAUUCCCCACUGCAGGCCGCGCCCGUUCCCUCGGCAGCAGCUUCCACAUCAAUAUACCCAGGUACCGGUAUCUACCCUGCCCCCGCUUCAGCCCUGCCCGCACUGUCUGAUCUGACAUACGCGCCAUCCCCAUAUGCCGACCCCGGUGCGCCAAUAUCGACAUCCACCCCUGAUCCCACAUUCUCCGCCCAGGCUCCCCUUCCUCCCAGCGUGGAUACGCAGGUAUAUCAAAGUGAGAUGGAUAUCGACCCCACGUUGCUGGGAAGCGGGUAUCAAAUCGAUACCGCCUUUUUGAAUGAUCUUGUCCAACAUGUGGCUCAAGGGGGGGCACCUUUGAGUGGUAUGGGACAGCCUGGGCCGUCAUUUGGCUCUUUUGAUCCAGCUCAAAAUCAAGAAGUCGACGGGAUGCCCAGCUUGCCAAGUCUUGAUCAACCUGGAGAGUGUGACUACGAGAUGGGCGAUGAAUACAUGGAUAAUGAGGUGAUAUUGGAAGAGGACGAGGUGGCCGGUGAUCAAGAUGUCUCGGGAAGAGACCCAUCGGAGCCACCCAAACAUGAUGAAGACAUGGAGGAGGCAGAUCAGGAAGUUGCUGAGCAAGAAAGCUUGUCGUCCGGAGAUGCAAGGGCGAAUGAUGAAGAAGGGGAGGAGGACUCGAUUACGGUCAAGACUACAACUGUUCGCGAAGUCAUAGAGUUUGACUCUUCGUCCGAUGAUGGUGAAGAGGAAGAAGAUGAGGCGGAACAGGACAAUCAGGCGGAGGAUCAUGAAGAAGAUGAGGAUGAGGAUGAGGAUGAUGAUGAAGAAGAGGAAGAAGAGGAAGAAGAAGAGGAAGAAGAAGGAGAAGAAGCCGGCGAGGGGCGUAUUUCCGCAGCGCACGCGGCAUUCUUGCAAGACGACUCUAUAGAAGAGGAAGAGGAAGAGGAAGAGGAAGAGGAAGAAGAGGAAGAGGAAGAGGAAGAGGAAGAGGAAGAGGAAGAGGAAGAGGAAGAGGAAGAGGAAGAGGAAGAGGAAGAGGAAGAGGAAGAGGAAGAAGAGGAAUGGGGCCGGGCAGACGGCGAGGAUGAGGAAGGGUCUGUUGGCGACGAGCAACCUGAAGACGAACCUUUUGUCGCGAGAGAUCUUACUGUUGAUACGGAUCAAGUCGUGGAAGAUGUCCUUGUCGCAGGAGAAGAGGUGAUCGAAAGCGUAGAGUCCCGGAAUGAGGUCACUUCCUCAAAAUCAGCAACACCUGUCGAGUCGGCCCCUGCGGAAAGUGAGAUUCAUGAAGGCGUCGACGAGGGUCUUGUUGAGACGUCUGCGGAGAGUGCUCAUGAGGCGAAAGAUCUUUCGGACGAAGGAGCGCGAACAGAGCACCACCAGGAAGCGAUCGAGGUACAGGAGACGGAGAUCAGCCAGGCGAGCCCGGUGGACCACGGGGAGCAACCUGAGAUAUUCCCAGAUUCUGAGGUCAUUAGCGUUGCACGCGAUCGAACUCCCGCAUCAAACGGCUCUUCUUCAACCCCCCCGGAUCCUGCCAGAUCCCCACCACCCACAUCUCUACUCGCUCCCCUCUCCCCCCACUCUCUACAACCCCACCCACCUCGCUCUCCCUCCGUCGAAGCACAGAUUGCCAACGACCCCCGCCCGUCCGAGGUCCCAGAACCCCCACUUUCAAAGGACCAGAGCGAGCGGGAAGAGACGCCUGUAGAAUUCCCAGAACCGAAAAGUGCUCCACCGGAUUCAGACUUUACUGCAGAAUUCGCCUACAACCCCGAUCCACACCCUCCUUCUUCUCCUUCCCUCAUUGUCGAACCUCCCGCCGACCCCAGACCCGACAUUACAUUCUCCCGCACUGUCUCUCGCGCCGCUACCCCCUCGAUUGGGGCUGCUUUCUCCAAUGGCGAUGGGGCUGUACCUGGAACUCCGGUAGAAUUCCCAGACCCCCGUCUGCCUCCUGCGGACGCGCAUCUCGAUGUGCCAUUGACCCCGCAUGGCCUUGAGCCGAACGAUGAAGGGGAGCAAAGUCCAAGCUUGCGUGUUCAGGUUGGGGCCUCCAGGAAGGGGAGCCUCUCCGGGCCUUCCUCGCCACCUUUAGAGUCUCAGGAACCCGAAGUAUCUGGCGAUAGUAGGGUGGAAGCACACUCCGAUCCGGAAGCUUCCAAGUCCAGUGAGCCAGAUGAGCACUGUCCGCGCCAGUCGCCCACAUACGCAGCCGCAGAGAUUGAGGCCGAGGACGCCACGUCAUUGCCGUUGGAGGACGACAUCCCAAUGGCUCCCAUGGAUGACUAUGACGUUCAAGGUUCAAUCCUUGCCGAGCAAGAAGAGGAGGCUGGCUUAGGUCAAGAACUAGAGCCCCAUGUGGCUGCAGAUAUUGUUCACGAUGUCGAAGCACCUGGUAUCGAGGGCACCGACGAUAAGUCUGAACAAGUGGCGGCCGACCUGCCCUUGGAUGCAGCGGAGCUCGCCGAAGGCAAUCAGCGGGCAGCCGAGGAGCCCAUAGGAGAAGGGCCAGAACAAGUGGCAGACGGAAAUGUCGACACUGGAGGGGAGAAGCCUUACGCAUCUGCUUAUAAAGGCAAGGGUCGCGCAUUGGAGAUCGAGCCACAAGACGAGGAACGCGUCCUCGACGAGCGCUUGCCUUCCGACCCUGCCUCUGCCACGGCCUCUCCCGAACGCCCUCCAUUGGCUACGUCCAAUUCGGCUAUCGAGAGACUGAGGCAUCAUCACGGGCUCGGAUCUUCUUCCCACACACGGAUUCCUACACAGGCUAGAGAGGUUUCGAGAAAUAGCCUCAAGAGCCAUCGAGGUAGAGAUGAAGGGUCACCUUCGCCCCCCGCCCCCCCAGUGACGCGUUCGCAUUGCUAUUACGAGAAACUGCGCCUAACCUACGAGGGCGCUGUUGCUGUCAUUCUCGCUCCUCACUGUUCCCUCUCCAACGCCCAGGAGAUUGAACAUGAAGAGUGCACGGUAGAGGGUGUGCCGUCAGAAGGGGAAGAACAGCAGGCGCGACUAGGCCAAAUGAGCCAUGACAACGAGGUUCUACAACCUGCGUUUUCCACAAAACUCCGAAGGAUAGUGGGUGCCCAACUCUUCGACGAGGGAUGUUGUUAUCUUCUCCUUGCCGACGAUAAUGCGAAGCUUCCACCGCCACCAUCCGAGGCCAAAGAAUCAACACCUCAAAGCUCUUCCGCCCGAGGCGGGCCAAAAAGCCGCACAUCCCUUACCGCUUCCCAAGUCAGCCCUUUCAAGCCUGCUAUUGGCAACCCUCUGACUGCCCGCACAUCCAAGCGUCUCUCUGCCUCCCUCGAACCCUCCACACCUCCUCGUAAGCGUCUGAGUCAAGAACCCGAGCCUUCUCGGGGAUCCCCCGCCGGUUCAGUGACAGAUGUGGGCGAGGAUAGCGCUACGGAUAGCCCGGAAGCCGAUCCCACGCCGAGGAGAUCGACGAGGCUCAGCCUGAAGAGAGAAGCGAAGCAGGCUCCGCCCGUGCGCGAAAAGAGAGGCGGGAGCUCACUGAGGAACCUGCUGGCUACCGAGGAAUCGACUACGCAAAAUGGUCAGGAUACUGAAGGUCCUACGGGGUCCAAUGAGAGGGAAACUACAGUCCAAUCAGAAGCUGUUGUUCGGCAGGGAAAACGACCAGUGUUGAUCGACCUGAGAAGCGUUUCACCUGAUUCUGCGCAAUCUUUCGGUUCUCCAACUGCUUCAACGCACUCUCUGCAGGGAGCCGAUAUGUCGUCCUCGCGUGCUCUCGUCGGGAAGAAGAGACGAAGGGACGGCGACGCAUAUAGACCGGAUGAGGAGAGUGAGGAUGAAGGACACGCAGAGAAUAGUGAUGAAGAAGAGAAUGAGGACGAAGACAGGCAGAACAGCCCAGCUUCCCUCGAGAAGGGCACAAAGCGCAAAUUGGACACCGGUGAUGGAGAUGUAUGGGAAGGCGGCAUCGAGGACGAAGAGGAUGGGGAACGAGCAGCGAAGAGAAGAGCUCUAGAGAAUAUUGAAGAGUCGGGAACUCCCGUAGUGGAAGCUCCGAAAGCUGAAGGUCAGGAGCAAGAUGUAGGCAACGAGACGCAGAGAAGGCAUGGGUUUGGAAAGUGGUUCAGGUGGUGGUAGUCCUGUAAUACUAUUGUGCAAUGAUGAUAGUGCAAUGAAUGCUAUUGAAGCCUG